ACCCCCCCGGUGACCCCGGCAUGGCCGCGGACUCGAACGUGCGGUUCUCGCUGCUGCAGCGGACGUGUCAGCUGGUGGUGCUGCUGUGUCUGGUCCACAUCUCCGUCACAGUCUUCUUCUACGUCCGCUCUCUGGACGGGAAACCCGCCUUCGUCCAGAACCAGCAGACCCACAACGUGUCCACGCAGCAGAACCAGCUCAGGAACCCAAAGGUCACCACCGGAACCGAACCAAACGGGACCGAGAGCCAGAAGGAGGAGCCAGUGGAGGAGAAGAAGCUGGAGAAAUGCCCAGAAACAUCUCCUCUGCUGGUUGGUCCUCUGCGGGUGGAGUUCAACACUCCGGUGACCCUGGAUCAGAUCCAUAAGGAGAACCCGAACCUUCAGCUGGGGGGACGCUUCAGACCCAGAGACUGUGUCUCCCUGAUGAAGGUGGCCAUCAUCAUCCCCUUCAGGAAGCGAGACGAGCACCUGAAGUUCUGGCUCUACUACCUGCACCCCAUCCUGCAGAGACAGCAGCUGGACUACGGGGUCUACGUCAUCAACCAGGACGGAGACCAGGUGUUUAACCGGGCUAAGCUUCUGAACGUGGGCUACCUGGAGGCCCUGAAGGACUACGACUACGAGUGCUUUGUGUUCAGUGACGUGGACCUGAUCCCCAUGGACGACCACAACACCUACAAGUGCUUCAGUCAGCCCCGACACCUGUCCGUGUCCAUGGACAAGUUCGGCUUCAGGUUACCUUAUAAUCAGUAUUUUGGAGGCGUGUCCUCGAUGAGUAAAGAACAUUACCUGAAGAUCAACGGCUUCCCCAACAACUACUGGGGCUGGGGAGGAGAGGACGACGACAUCUUCAACAGGCUGUCCUCUCGAGGCAUGUCCAUCUCCAGACCCAGUGGAGAUGUGGGGAAGUGUAGGAUGAUCCGCCACGAGAGAGACCAGAAGAACGAUCCCAACCCUCAGAGGUUCGACCGGAUCGCUCACACCAGAGAGACGAUGUCUAAAGACGGGAUCAAUUCUUUGUCCUACCGUGUGGUGAAGAAGGAGAACCUUGACCUCUUCACUAAGAUCACAGUGGACGUCGGGAAACCAUGACGACGGGCAGAGGUCGGCUGACUGGUUCUGGUUCUGGUUCUGGUUGCAAAUAUCAGCUUGAUUUUUGCACAAACGGACUGACAGUCUUCUGGGACUUGUCUCUGAUUGGAAGAUGACCGUAGCCAAUCGGCUGCCUCCGUCAGAAUAUAUCAAAAUCAGUCGAAGACAAUCAGAGCUGCUGGGUCCACAAUACUUAUUGAUCCUCCUCAUCUUCAAAAACCAAUCAUAUCCCACAAUACUUAUUGAUCCUCCUCAUCUUCACCAAUUAAACUUUCACUUGUAGAUUUAACCUCCAUUCAUCCAGCAGGACAGUUAGGAUCUACUGAUGACAUCUUCCUGUAAGUCGCUUUGGAUAAAAGCGUCUGCUAAAUGACUGUAAUGUAAUCAUCAUCAUCAUCAUCAUCAUCAUCAUCAAUACUUUUCAGAGAUGUCUUCUGAACUUUCAUUUUGUAAAGUCGCGGCAGUGAACAUGAACAGAGACUCUUCCUCCUCCAGCCAAUCACAGCCCUGUAUUUAAAGACAAUCACUGACGUACAACAGGUUUAUUAAUCUUUUCCUCAUUUGUUCAUUCACAAAGCCUCAGUGUGGAUCCUAUAAAUGAGACCCCCAGUCUGAUCCGGAUCCUGGGUCCUGAUCCGGAUCCUGGGUCCUGGUUCACAAUGAAUCCUGGUUCUCAACCAGAUGACUGAGGUUUGUGUAAGAUCCUCUUAAAGGGACAGUCGUGUUAUCGUGUGUUUGUAUGAGGCUCUUCUACUACAGUAGAACCAGACCGGAGUAUCAGUGCAAAGCAAUGUACUG
Anoplopoma fimbria (sablefish) is the source of this 1892-nucleotide messenger RNA. RefSeq names its product DP-Gal:betaGlcNAc beta 1,4- galactosyltransferase, polypeptide 1, like (gene b4galt1l). Lineage: Eukaryota; Metazoa; Chordata; Actinopteri; Perciformes; Anoplopomatidae. Bases 21 to 1094 code for a protein of 357 amino acids. The record is from RefSeq and is a predicted model, not a curated record. Gene Ontology annotation, molecular function: beta-N-acetylglucosaminylglycopeptide beta-1,4-galactosyltransferase activity; cytoskeletal protein binding. The transcript has 6 exons. Gene Ontology annotation, biological process: protein N-linked glycosylation; carbohydrate metabolic process.